AUGUUAUCGACAACGGCAACAAACUCAAAGGUGGUAUCAAGUUCUACUUUCAACUUUGUUACUAGAUUUAUUUGGAACAAUACAACACGAAGUACUACAAAAAAGGAUCAACCACCAGAAAAUGAAGUACUAGCUGAUGCAUUAAACUUAUUGACUAAAUCACCUUCAAGAAAUGAUAAAAGAAUCAAAAACUUUUCAUCUUAUCAAAAUUAUAAACCAUCACUUUACAAUUCAUUAACAAAAGGUUCAGUAGCGGAGCAAUUUAAUGAAACUAAUUAUGAUUUUAAAUCAACUAAACAUCAACAUAUAAAUGAAAGUUUUAUAAAUAAUUUAAUAUUCGGAUUGAAAUCGUCUACUUUAAACUCAUCACAAAAUUUGAGUCAUUCAAAAUUGUUAGAAUUGGGUUCAAAGGAAUUAUCACUAUAUAUAAAGAAUGUAAAAGAUGAAAGUUAUUUGUUUGAAAUAAUUCAAUUAUUUUUAAAUCACAACAAAUUAAAUCUUAAAGUAAUGGCUGACAUAUUAUUAAAUAAAAAUUUGAUAAAUAUGAAGAAAUUACCAAUAAAUAUUGAGUCAAAUAAUGUGAUUAAAGGUUUGAGCUCAGAAGAUAUGAUAAAACUACAAAUAAUACUUUUAAAGAAACAUCAUGAUUUGAAACAUCCAAUAAAUGUGAUAAGGAAUCUCAAACAGAAUUUCGAUACAAUUUACUUACCUUUAAUUAAGGAAAACGAACUUCCUGCUUUUUAUGAGAGAAUCAUAUGGAGGUUUGUAUUUGAAUAUUUAAAACAAUAUAAUGAAGAACAAUAUAUUGAAAAAUUGAAUAAUUUGAAGACAAGUUUGAUAAUAUGGGAAUCAUGUAGCUACAAUCAUGUUCAAAAUAUUUCAGCUAUAAUUUUUAAACAUCAUAAUGAGCAAUUAAGUAUACUACAAAAAUUUGUUCUUAAAAUAGGUCAAUCAAUUAAUUCAAAUUCCCAAGUACUAGAAUUGAAAAAAAUUUCAAUGAAACAUAAGAUUCACAAUUUGAAUUCUGAACCUAAACUUGAUGAAAAUAACAGGAAAUUAUCAUAUGCUUUAAUAAAUGAUUUAGAAAAAUAUUUGAUUACACAUAGUAAAGAAAAUCCACAAUUCAAAACAAUUUUGGAAGAAUUAGCCUUGUAUCGAGUGAAGUAUAUCAAGAAUGCUUUUGCAAAUCAGUCUCAGGAGUUUGAUAGUCUUAAUAAGAUUUUGGAAUUUAAUACGUAG
Lodderomyces pseudojiufengensis is the source of this 1239-nucleotide messenger RNA. RefSeq lists its product as uncharacterized. The record is from RefSeq and is a predicted model, not a curated record. The transcript has a single exon. The coding region runs from base 1 to 1239 and encodes 412 amino acids. NCBI's taxonomy places the organism in Eukaryota, Fungi, Ascomycota, Pichiomycetes, Serinales, Debaryomycetaceae.